Odontomachus brunneus is the source of this 1937-nucleotide messenger RNA. RefSeq names its product ribonuclease H1-like (gene rnh1). Lineage: Eukaryota; Metazoa; Arthropoda; Insecta; Hymenoptera; Formicidae. The transcript has 6 exons. Gene Ontology annotation, biological process: DNA replication, removal of RNA primer. Bases 68 to 1051 code for a protein of 327 amino acids. The record is from RefSeq and is a predicted model, not a curated record. Gene Ontology annotation, molecular function: RNA-DNA hybrid ribonuclease activity; nucleic acid binding; magnesium ion binding.
CCAAAAGUUUUCCGAUCUCGCAGCAAUGGUACAGGCCUGCAACCAAAGACAGAGAGAGAGAUAAUUGAUGAAGUUAAAAUUCAUAUUUGCGUUAUUAGGACGUUAUUUUUCUAAUCAAAUGCCUUAUUAUGCAGUUGCCAAAGGUCGUAAACCUGGUAUUUAUACCACCUGGGAUGAAUGUAAUUUCCAAGUUAAUAAAUUUCCUGGGUCAAUAUACAAGAAAUUUGCAACCGAAAAUGAGGCGCAAAACUUUAUAAAAGAGCGUUCUUCUUUAAAUAUACGACUAAAUUAUACUGAAACAGGAACUGCCCAAUCCACUAAGUUGCAUACCUUACCGAAACAACUAUCUCUACUUGGAAAAAGACAAGCUGCAGUAACAAAAACAGAUGUACUAUUACCAUUAUUAUCUUCAAAAAGGACUUUAUCAUCAACAGGGUUAUCAACAAACAAUGAUGUUAAUGAUGAAUUUCCUAUAUAUUUAAAUAAAAGAAGAAAAAUUUCAAACUCUGAAUCUAAUCUAUUUACGAAACAGAACAACACUGGUAAAAUUGAUUUCAUCAUAGAUGAGGAUGGCUAUGUGAAUGUCUUCACAGAUGGUGCAUGCAGCUCUAAUGGUUACAAAAAUGCAAGAGCCGGUAUUGGUGUCUGGUUCCAAGAUCAUCAUCCUUUGAAUAUAUCUCAACCAGUGGAAGGACGACCUACUAAUAAUAUGGCAGAGAUCCAGGCAGUUACAGUGGCUGCUAGACAAGCAAAGAAAGCUGGGAUAAAAAAAUUAAGGAUUAAUACAGAUUCAAAAUUCAUCAUCUCAUGCAUCACAAAUUGGAUGCCCAAAUGGAAAAGGACAGGUUGGAAGACGAUCGGCAACAAGCCGGUUAUAAAUAAAACCGAGUUGUUGGAAAUGGAAAAGGAACUGGAAUCAUUAACUGUCACUUGGAAUAUAAGAGAAAUAACGUUUUUUGACUUCUUGGAUACGAUAAAACUACUAAGAAGUUUGUGGUUGUGGUUUUUGGACACAUCAUCAGUGUCAUCAUUGAUCACAAGAUCAGCUUGAAAAUAGAACAAGAACAUGAUGUAUAUUUAUAAAAAUUUUAUCAAUUUAUGAAACACGAAGCAUAUCCAUAUAAAGUUAGGAGGAAUGGAUAGGAGGGGUACUUGGUGUGAGUGUAGUGUAUAUGUGCAUGUAAAGGGGGAUUUAAGUAACUGUGUGUGUGGGUGGGUGGAGGCUCGGGUUAGCAAUUACAUAAAAUCGGAUUAAAGAGAUAUGACUAGAAAUGUAUCCAAUGAAACAGAAGAUAUAUAUGUAGAGAAGGUGUAUAAAGAUUUAUAUGUCCGUGUAUAUGUAUGAAUGUGUGAGACUAAAGAAAGGAGUGAGAUAGAUUUAAUUAAGUCAGAAUAGUAGAGCUCUCUUUCAAGCCUUUAAAUCUUUUAAAAUUGCUACACAACAGUUUAGAUAGUGAAAAAUUAAACAAGUUCAGUUUUAUUAUUAUUCAGCAAUAUUUAGCAAAAAAAGUUAAGGAUUUGAGGAAGCUCUAUUAAUCCAAUCUAAUUAAAUCUAACUCCCCACUCUGGCCAAUACAUACAAUCAUUUCUCCCACAAAUAGACUUAACCCUCUUUAUCUCUCCUCUUUAAAUACAAAUAUGCCUUUUGUUCAACUAGAUGUAUUUUUAUGGUAAACUCUAAUCUAACUUUAUGUAAUUUACCCAGACUCUCCACACCUAUCCAUCCCAUGAAUGUUUUUAUACUCCAUAAGUCAACUCUAUCAAAUUUUUAUGAAUACAUCAUGUUCUUGCUCGAUUUUCAAGCCAAUCUCUAAAUACUAUAAAUUUUGUUAGUAACUUUUGUAUUCAGGAGAUCAAAAUUAAAAAAAAAAAAAUUAUAUUUCUUAUUUUUGGACAUAAAAAUUAUAUUUUUGGACAAUUGACCUUUUUUUAACAUU